Molecule: messenger RNA, 1016 nt
Organism: Pelobates fuscus (common spadefoot toad)
Lineage: Eukaryota; Metazoa; Chordata; Amphibia; Anura; Pelobatidae
Gene: HES5
Product: hes family bHLH transcription factor 5
Exons: 3
Coding region: 123-587 (154 amino acids)
Biological process (GO): regulation of transcription by RNA polymerase II; anterior/posterior pattern specification; regulation of neurogenesis
Cellular component (GO): nucleus
Molecular function (GO): protein dimerization activity; RNA polymerase II cis-regulatory region sequence-specific DNA binding; DNA-binding transcription factor activity, RNA polymerase II-specific
Source: RefSeq, a predicted model, not a curated record
UGGGACUCAUGCAUUUGUAUGCGAGCUCAGGGGUAUAAAUACAAGGAGAGAGGCUCAGUAGCUCAGAUCAGCUCUUGCUCAAUCACAGGGCCUUUGCAGGCACUUAGAACUUUCUGUGGAUAAUGGCACCUACCAGCAUUGCACUGGAUACACGUUCAUCAAAGACCAAAACCAAACUAAGAAAACCUAUUGUGGAGAAAAUGCGCAGAGACCGGAUAAACAGCAGUAUCGAGCAACUAAAACUACUUCUAGAGAAAGAAUUCCACAAGCAAGAACCUAAUGUCAAGCUGGAAAAAGCAGAUAUUCUGGAGAUGGCUGUGAACUACUUGCAACAACAAAAAAGUAAGCCUUCAAGUGUGGACACUUUACAGCAAGAUUACAAGAAAGGCUACUCAUGGUGUUUACGAGAAGCUAUGCAGUUCCUGUGUUAUUGUCCAGAAAGCUCUGAUGCCCAGAUGAAGUUGUUGAACCACUUGCAAGGACCACAAGACGUCUCCACCACUUCAUUUCCUUAUACUGGCAAACCCAGUAAUUCGAAACAAGCUGCUAUGAUAAGCACACCCAGCAAGAUUUGGAGGCCUUGGUAAUGUUCUCUGUAACCCAUGUGGACUUUCGAACCAUAGAGGAAAAGGUGACUUGUUGUAAGUCGUUUAUGACCUCUACCUGUAAGGAACUAUGUUCUCCAGCUGCAAUCCAGAAAAAAGAUUUGGAUUUAUCAGCUCUUUAAACAGCACUGACUGAUUUCGAAGAGCAUCACAUUGUCCUACGGGAUAGUCUUCAGACAGACAUUCUUCUAUGAAGAUAUUAAGAUAUUUUAUUUAUAUGUAACCAUUUUCAGGUGUCCUCAUUUGUUUACCAUUAUUGGUAACUUGGGUAGUCUGCUCGUAUGUGGACACGUUCUAUGAUAUUUGUUAACUAUGUUCUCAAACAGGGAGUGUAAUAUUGUUAUACAUUAUAAUGUUGUAUUUUUAAAUACGUUUAAACAAAAGGGUAUAUGAAGACUCAAUUACAGGUCU